Messenger RNA from Ostreobium quekettii, 1839 nucleotides. The record is from the annotation of a GenBank genome assembly. Lineage: Eukaryota; Viridiplantae; Chlorophyta; Ulvophyceae; Bryopsidales; Ostreobiaceae.
AUGGCGGCCGUGGUUUUGAGCUGCGUGGUGGGCGCCUUGGGGGCGACUGGGGACGGAUUCGUGCGGGUCAUCGGGACGCGGUUCGUGGACAAGUACUGCCAGGAGUACGCCUACAGCGGGUUCAACAGCUGGGAGCUAAUGGAAGCUGCAGCAGGAAUACAGUCUGCCCUGCCAUCGGAUCAGAGCCAUUUUGAGGGUCAAAGUCUCGUGCAAUGGGUCUUCGAAACAGCAGCAGAGAACCAGCUCUUUGUUGGGAGGUUUUUUGCCCAUGGGCAUGCUUAUGGAGGACUGCCUCUCCAAACUCAGCCAGGUGUCUACAAUGAGGAGGCACUGAGUGCUCUAGACUCUGUGAUUGCUGAAGCCAGGAACAAGGGAGUGAAGAUGAUUCUAACACUUGUAGACAAUUGGCAGGAUGUGGAUGGCAAGAAAACGUACGCUGGCUGGGCAGGGAAGAAGCCAGACGAGUUCUACACGGAUCCUACUAUGAAGUUGUGGUUCAAGAACCACAUCACCUACAUGGUCAAUCGGGUUAACAGCGUGUCUGGCGUGCGCUACGGUGAUGACGACUGCAUCUUCGCUUGGAAUCUCAUCAAUGAAGCAAGAUGUGACUGCGACAUACAUGCUCCGGACGAAUCCUGCGAUCCCCAAUGCACAGAAAACAUACAGGCUUGGUUCGAGGAGAUGUCAGACUUUUUGAAGGCUGUGGACCCAGUGCACAUGGUCUCCACUGGACAGGAGGGUUUUUACGCCCUCGCAAGCGGACGCCAGUCGGUUAACCCGGACCUUUAUGUUGGUCUCCCUCCGAACGAGUACUGGGCGUCCCAGUCGGGACAAGACUUCAAGAGGAAUCACGACAUGCCCGGAAUGGACUAUGCCACCAUCCACUCCUGGCCAGACAACUGGGGGUCUCCGACGGUUGAUUUUCAAGACCAGUGGGUGCGCGAACACAUUGUGGACACGGCUGCACUCGGGAAGCCUUUGGUGGUGGAAGAAUUCGGCAAAGCCGUAGAUGAGGACGACGAGGAAAUGAGGAGGAACGUGCGCCACCCGUUCCUCAACAAUAUGUACGACAUGUUUUUGUCUGAUAUGAACAACGACUCGGUUCUGAAAGGUGUUGGUUUCUGGGAAUUCGAUGCCAACAACGCUGCUGACCCUGGGACGUACGGCGUCCAAACGACCCACUCGGCGUGGACUGACAUUAUCCUUCCCAAGACUCAGGAUCUGAUGAACAUUGUCGCCGCUCUUCCGCUGGUGGAGAACUGCGCCCCAGGAGCGAUACGCGCCCAGGAUGCCCUGGUUAUGGACGCCCCCUCUGAUUCGUACUACAUCAGUGCCGGAUUAAACAUAUUGGACGUCACUGAAGGCGAGGAGAUUUCUUCCAGGUCAAACGUGGCCACCGCGAGGCAGUGUGCCAAGCUGUGCGAUGCUAACGUCGCGUGCAGAUCCUUUGCUUAUAACCCCACCAAGGAUGGCGGUUCAUGCUCUCUAAAGCGCCAGGUGCCAAAAGUAGAUGGCUCGGGCGGCGGGAGCUGGAACUCCGAUGGCUGGCAGACGUUUCGCAGGAAGCGAGGGGGCGAGUCCUGCUCCCUCGAUGGCUGCCGGCUCUGCACAACCGACGACAUGUGCCUGAAGUGCGAGAACGGCAAUUUGCUGUUCAGAUCUUCGGACGGCACUCUGGAUUGCAAGCCAUGCGACACGGUGCAGGAGGCGCUCCGGGCGAACAGAGGGGAAUGCCAGGGGCCAGCUGCCGGAAAGGACGUUAUGGUGGCUCCCAACGCUACCGUGGCGGGUACCACAGAGCCGACGAUCGUCGAUGCAAUCAGCGCCAAUGCCGGAUAG